Prunus persica (peach) is the source of this 1949-nucleotide messenger RNA. RefSeq names its product pectate lyase. The transcript is spliced from 4 exons. Gene Ontology annotation, molecular function: pectate lyase activity. The record is from RefSeq and is a predicted model, not a curated record. Lineage: Eukaryota; Viridiplantae; Streptophyta; Magnoliopsida; Rosales; Rosaceae. The coding region runs from base 229 to 1587 and encodes 452 amino acids.
AAGCAAUAAGCAAUACAUAGUAUUGCAAGUACUCAGCAGUUUAGCCUCGGUUUCAACCAAUUUUUAGUUUGGCAAGGUCUAGCUGGGCUGAAUCUGAGACCCCGGUGAACAGCUGGGCUCAAUCACAUAGACCUUGACCAUAUCUAUCAAAAUUAGAUAAAAGAAAAAAAAAUUAGAUAAGAAAAAAAAGUUGAAAAGAAAAAAAAGGGCCAAAUUAUACUUGGACCAAUGGCGUCGAAGCUCGAUUUAGUCCUUUUCAUGAUUUCUUUCUGCAUACUGGUUCCAAGCCUGAGAGCAUCCAUUGCUAACGACAGCAACGUUGGUCAGUUUGAUGCUGUCUGGAAGGAACGAGAGCUGAAAGCUGAGAAAGCUGCCCUCAAGGCCUAUCAACCCAACCCUGAAAAAGUUACCGAUGACUUCAACGAAAGUGUUCAAGAGUUCGAUGAUUUAAACUUUGAAGAUGAUGAUCAGGUAAGCAACAUCACAGGGAGGCAUCUACUGGGGAAAAAAUACAAAGGGCCCUGCAAGGCCACAAACCCAAUCGACCGCUGCUGGCGAUGCAGGAAGGACUGGGCCAACGACCGGAAGAAGUUGGCCAACUGCGUGAAGGGCUUCGGGCGCAGGACACGUGGAGGCAAGAGAGGGGGAUUCUACGUCGUCACCGACCCUUCCGACAGCAACGUCGUCGACCCCAAGCCAGGGACUCUCCGCCACGCCGUCAUUCAACCGCAGCCGCUGUGGAUCAUAUUUGCACGCAGCAUGACUAUCAGGUUGACGCAGGAGCUCAUACUGACGAGCCACAAGACAAUUGACGCACGUGGGGCAAAUGUGCGCAUUGCUCAUGGUGCUGGGAUCACGCUCCAGUUCGUCCAGAAUGUCAUCAUACAUGGGCUCCACAUACACGACAUUGUUCCGGGAAGCGGCGGCACGAUCAGGGACUCUGUGGACCACUUCGGGACCAGAACACAGAGUGAUGGAGAUGGGAUUUCCAUUUUUGGGUCGUCUCACAUUUGGCUCGACCAUCUGUCUAUGUGGAACUGCGGUGAUGGGCUCAUCGACGUCAUCCAAGGCUCCACAGCCAUCACCAUCUCCAACUGCCACUUCACCCGUCACAAUGACGUGUUGCUGUUUGGGGCGAGCGAUUCGUUUGCAGGGGAUGCGAUCAUGCAAAUUACGGUUGCGUUCAACCAUUUUGGAAAGGGAUUGGUGCAGAGAAUGCCAAGAUGCAGAUGGGGAUUUAUCCAUGUUGUGAACAAUGACUAUACACACUGGCUCAUGUAUGCAAUCGGAGGUAGCUCACACCCAACUAUUAUCAGCCAGGGUAACCGUUUCAUAGCCCCACCAAACCACGCUGCAAAGGAGGUGACGAAGAGGGACUAUGCGCCGGUGGAUGUGUGGAAGAAUUGGCAAUGGAGAUCAGAAGGAGAUCUCAUGUUGAAUGGAGCCUUCUUUGUUGAAUCUGGAGUUGCUAAAAAGAACCAUGGAUUUGGAAAGUUGGACAUGAUGACUGCAAAGCCAGGCACAUUCGUUACAAGGCUCACACGCUUUGCAGGUACACUUGGUUGCAGGGUUGGCCAAAAAUGCUAGAUUUCGUGAUCCAUCCAUAUCCAUCUAUAUAUACUAACUGUCAGAAGAACCGAAAUGAAAUUAUGCCGGCCGGAAGCUCAAGUGUGAUCGAUACUCAAGUGCCGAUGAAGAAAUAAUGUUGAUCUAAUUUAUCUACUUGUCUUGUUUUUAUUUUUACUUUGUCUUUUAAUCUAAAUAUGCAUUGCAAAUCCAAGGGUUAUCUUGGAGUACUAUUAUACCCUAAGCAAUAAAAAAGAAAAGAUAACCCUUCGAUUUGUACAUACAACUCGGAUUGAAGGUCAAAUAAAGUCGACAAAACAAGGAGACAAAAUUGUAUAGAAAUGUUGUUAUUGUUUAUUUUGUUUUAAUUAUAUCUUUAAGCA